UCACCAUUUUCCACUUCCAACUACAGCUCUCACACUUUCCAAGAAAACGGAUGUCUGGUUCUUCCGGAGAUUUGGAUUCUGUUCCGUUUCAUUCGACGUGUAAAUUAGCAGUUGAAGAGGAGCAUUCGAUCAUGGUUUCGGCACUGACACACGUGGUCAGCGACGGCAGAAUUGGGCUAACCCACACCCAGUACCAGCUUCUAGCAGCUUUUGACGACGCUCAGCUUCCAGCUAUUGAACUCUGGUUUCCCAGUGGCGACACGUGCGAGGUAUGCCGGAUUGUUGGCUGCUUGGGAUGCAACUAUUUCCAAGACGGAAAUUAUAAUCAUAAUCAUAAUCACAAUCAAAUUCAAAAUGUUGUGCCGGUAGAAGAAGAUGAGGAGAAAGAUCAAGAUGAAGAGAAGAAAAUAAUUGUGGGCAAUAAGAAGAGAAGGAUGAAGAGGACAUUCAGGGGAGUGAGGCAGAGGCCUUGGGGGAAAUGGGCAGCCGAGAUUCGUGACCCGAGACGGGCCACCAGAGUGUGGCUAGGCACUUUCGACACAGCAGAGCAAGCGGCGAGGGCUUAUGACAGAGCUGCCAUUGAGUUCCGUGGGGAUAAGGCCAAGCUCAACUUUCCUGCUUCAGAUUACCAAACCACAGAGCAGGAAGAGAAACCCAAAUUGGAAAUCCAGGAAUGACGGCCCUUCUUUAUAUACUUCCGUAUAUGGAAGCUUCUUAAUUAAUUAAUUAAUUAAUUAAUUAAUUUAAGUUUUUUAUUUUAUUUUAGAAAAAAUAGAGGUACAGCUCCACAGGGAGGGCUGCAUCCGAAAUGUGGCAGCCUUGUUCUGCGUUUUUAUAUAUGAUACAAGGCAUCUCCAUCUCUAUGUUAGUUAACUAAAAUCAAGGAAGAUGUAGAGGAUGGGAGCAUUUGGGGCUCUAAGUUAAGAACAUGUGUUUGGAUGAGCUCAGCUACGUCACUAUCAGUCUUGCAGUUGAACUGUCAAUCUAUAAAAGGAAUAAAAUGAAUAUAUGUUCUUUUCCCUCCAACAAGUCAACGAACUGCGGCAGGUUAUAAUAGAAUUCAAGGCCAAAAAAAGGAAAAAAAGAUAUUAUAUAGUCCAGGCUGGAUUUAGUUGUGGACGGCGGUGAACCACCCAGCUUUACGAGAUGUUUUGUUGUACAUUUCAGGUGUGGGUCAACUGUGGCACUGGACUUGGUUCUUUUUCAUUGUGGAUUCAGUUUUAAAAGACAGAGUCAAAAGCCAAAAUUACGCGAAGUCCAUGUCGUAUCAUUUUACUAAAUCUAAUUGGUCAAAGAUUUUUCAU
Molecule: messenger RNA, 1304 nt
Organism: Cucurbita maxima (winter squash)
Lineage: Eukaryota; Viridiplantae; Streptophyta; Magnoliopsida; Cucurbitales; Cucurbitaceae
Product: ethylene-responsive transcription factor ERF109-like
Exons: 1
Coding region: 51-677 (208 amino acids)
Biological process (GO): regulation of DNA-templated transcription; ethylene-activated signaling pathway
Molecular function (GO): DNA-binding transcription factor activity; DNA binding
Source: RefSeq, a predicted model, not a curated record